GCUGGAUUUUCUAAAUUGAUUUUUAAAAUUCUUUAACAUAAGGAAAGUUCAUAAUUGUAAGCCUUUUUUCUUCCCUGUGUUUCUCUCUCAGUAUGGUUUGUAUGUAUUGCUGAUCUUUGACACGAGUUGUCUUUCACUGAUUGCUGAAGAUGGAGAGACUGUCCACGGAAGAUGGAGAUGACAAAUCGUCGGAUUGGUCACGGACAACUGAUUCUGCUCCUCACUCAUCGUCCAUUACAAAUCCAAACUACUGUGGGCCAGAGGACGAAAGUCCACAAGUCAGAGUCCAGCAAAUGCAACUGUUGGAAGAAGGGGGAAUGGUCCUUAUUUACUGUAAUACGGAUUUUCUAUUUUCGUGUAGUGGAUUCCUGAGGCUAUUUCAAGUGCUGCUUUCUCUCUGCUGUUUUAUGGCACUAGUGACCUGCUCGGGAAUUGAUGGGGGUGAUUUUCUGUCCCUACCCCAGAGGUGGCAUGUGCGAGUCCUUGUUUUUGUGAUAGUAUGGUCCUCUCUCAGUAGCCUUGUCUUCUGGGGGAUUAAAGUGACAGGGUCAGACCAAAUGCUUCCAGUUAACUGGUGGCUCUUGGAUUUCUUACUGUAUUCCAUGUUUUCACUCUCCUAUCUUAUCUCCACAUCUAUUGUUGCCAAUUAUAUUGAACAUUUAAAAUUGAUGGGAGGAAACUUGCCAGAAGAUUUGUCCACAAAGUUCAUUAUUUCUGUUGUUUUAGGAUACAUCUGUGUCCUGGUUUAUGGACUGACAGCAUUUGUUGGAUACAGGAGAUGGAGAAUACAGUGCCAUCUAUUUAAGAGGAGACAACUGCUGGAAUCAGAGGAUUUUAUGGAAGUUCUAUAACUGUACAUGUAUAUGCUUAAAAAAGGUUUUAGAAGAUAUUUGGGUGGAUUGACCAAUAUGAUAGGCAUAUGGGUUUCAAACUUUCUGAUUUUGUGCAAAUGCUACAGAUAUAUUUUUCCUUACAAAAUGUAACAGUGUUAAUGGAAAUUAUUUGUUCUAUAUUUUUUUUUCCAAUGUGAUUCAAACAAAUUUAAUGAUGAAAGGCUAUGUAGUGUAAUAAGUUGAAAAAAAUUCAAUCACUGAUAAGAAAUCAGAAGAAUUAACAUUUGGAUAAACUAGUACAUACCCGUGUAUAUUCAGUAGAAAUUUUGCAGUAAAAUGUCAAAGGAAUCUUUCUCUUUGUAAAACUAUUUUCUAGUGAUGAA
Saccostrea echinata is the source of this 1216-nucleotide messenger RNA. RefSeq lists its product as uncharacterized. The transcript is spliced from 4 exons. NCBI's taxonomy places the organism in Eukaryota, Metazoa, Mollusca, Bivalvia, Ostreida, Ostreidae. The coding region runs from base 150 to 851 and encodes 233 amino acids. The record is from RefSeq and is a predicted model, not a curated record. Gene Ontology annotation, cellular component: membrane.